This is a messenger RNA of Zingiber officinale, 838 nucleotides long. RefSeq names its product protein PYRICULARIA ORYZAE RESISTANCE 21-like. Bases 98 to 697 code for a protein of 199 amino acids. Gene Ontology annotation, biological process: regulation of defense response to fungus. Gene Ontology annotation, molecular function: metal ion binding. The transcript has 3 exons. The record is from RefSeq and is a predicted model, not a curated record. Lineage: Eukaryota; Viridiplantae; Streptophyta; Magnoliopsida; Zingiberales; Zingiberaceae.
UUAUAUAUCAGUCACCUUCUUCCUUGCAUUUCCCUUCCCUUCCUCCAUUGUAUCUCCAGAUAAACCAGAGGUAGCAGCAUCUCAAUCCACUCACGCAAUGUCAGGGAAGAUCUCGACGUUAAUUCUGAAAGUUGACCUCGAAUGCUGCCGCUGCUACAAAAAGAUCAGGAAGGUUUUGUGCAAUCUCCAAGAGAAGGUGCACAUCACGUCCAUUUCCUACGACGAGAAGAACGGGACGGUGACGGUCGCCGGCGUCUUUGACCCCGACAAGCUCUCGAAGAAGCUCCGCCGCAGGGCCGGUAACGUGAUCAAGAAGAUUGAGGAGAAACCGGAGGAGAAGAAGGAAGCGAAGCAAGAGGAGAAGAAGGAAGAGAAGAAAGAGGAGAAGAAGGAAGCGAAGAAAGAAGAGGAGAAAAAGGGAGAGGAGGAGAAGGCGGCGCCGGAGCCAGGGAUCAAGUUCGAGCCGGUGGUCGUGACGCCCUACUUCUGGCCGCCGGGGGUGGCAAUCUGCUGCCCCCGGCCGUACCUGGAGAGUUUCCACGGUGGGUGCAGGUGCUGCGCCUGCGGCAGGGUGACGGAGAACCAACCGGCGCCGGAGCCUACCCCGCCGGCUGCGCCGUAUUACUACCCGACGCCUUACAAGACUUGCCAAUUCGUGUGCGAGGAGGAAUCACCAGCCGUCUGCUCCAUCAUGUAAGGCAGCGCAUGCAGUCGAUCGCAAACGAUAUCUGACCUUUGGCUCUCAUUUUUUACGUUCAACUUUAUAUCUGCAAAUAAAUUAUGAAACAGAAACACCUUAAUUAUGAGACUGAAAUUAAACGAAAAUACAUUCAAAUUU